This is a messenger RNA of Myotis lucifugus (little brown bat), 4461 nucleotides long. RefSeq names its product mediator of RNA polymerase II transcription subunit 12-like protein. The coding region runs from base 1 to 4461 and encodes 1486 amino acids. Gene Ontology annotation, cellular component: mediator complex. The transcript has 30 exons. Gene Ontology annotation, molecular function: transcription coactivator activity; beta-catenin binding. Lineage: Eukaryota; Metazoa; Chordata; Mammalia; Chiroptera; Vespertilionidae. Gene Ontology annotation, biological process: regulation of transcription by RNA polymerase II. The record is from RefSeq and is a predicted model, not a curated record.
AUGAAAUGGAGCAAAACACAGAAAGAAGACAGCUACAACAAUAAACACUUUACCUUCCAGCUUCUUGUUGUUUUUGCUGUCCUUACUUUUCGACUUUCUGUCGGCCACCAGAGUACUUUUGAGGAUGAGUCUUCAAGCCAUGAAUGUAACCAGCGCACAGUUCUUCUGUAUGGUGUGGGCAAAGCACGAGAUGAAGCGAGGCAUCAGCUGAAGAAGAUUACCAGAGAUAUUUUGAAAAUCCUAAAUAAGAAGAGCACCACAGAGAUGGGGGUUGGAGAUGAAGGACCAAGAGCCAGGAAGAACAGACAGGAGGCAUUUCCAACGCUGGAGACUGUGUUCACAAAACUUCAGCUCCUUUCGUAUUUUGAUCAGCAUCAAGUAACAUCUCAGAUCUCUAACAAUGUGCUGGAGCAGAUCACAAGCUUUGCGUCCGGGACUUCCUAUCACCUCCCUUUAGCUCACCAUAUUCAGCUCAUCUUCGACCUCAUGGAGCCAGCACUGAACAUCAAUGGGCUAAUUGACUUCUCAAUACAGUUACUAAAUGAACUGAGUGUUGUGGAAGCCGAACUGCUCCUGAAAUCCUCCAGCCUCGCAGGCAGCUACACCACGGGCCUCUGUGUCUGCAUCGUGGCUGUUCUCAGGCGCUACCACAGCUGUCUGAUCCUGAACCCGGAGCAAACAGCCCAGGUGUUUGAAGGGCUGUGUAGUGUGGUAAAGCAUGUUGUGAAUCCCUCAGAGUGCUCUUCUCCUGAGAGAUGCAUCUUAGCCUACCUCUAUGAUCUCUACGUGUCAUGUAGCCACCUCAGAAGUAAAUUUGGAGACCUCUUCAGUAGUGCCUGUUCAAAAGUUAAGCAGACCAUAUAUAAUAAUGUGAUACCUGCUAAUUCUAACUUGCGAUGGGAUCCGGACUUCAUGAUGGAUUUUAUUGAGAAUCCUUCAGCUUGUAGCAUCAACUACUCUAUGCUAGGCAAGAUCCUCAGUGACAAUGCGGCCAAUCGCUACAGCUUCGUCUGCAAUACACUCAUGAAUGUAUGUAUGGGCCAUCAGGACGCUGGAAGGAUUAAUGACAUAGCCAAUUUCUCCUCCGAGCUGACAGCAUGCUGCACUGUUCUUAGUUCAGAGUGGCUGGGAGUUCUGAAGGCUCUCUGCUGUUCUUCCAAUCACGUGUGGGGGUUCAAUGAUGUACUUUGCACAGUAGAUGUGAGUGACCUUUCAUUCCAUGAUUCACUAGCUACUUUCAUUGCUAUUCUGAUAGCACGACAGUGUUUCUCCUUGGAGGACGUCGUGCAGCACGUGGCACUGCCCUCUCUCCUCGCGGCAGCUUGUGGAGACGCGGAUGCCGAGCCCGGGGCCAGGAUGACCUGCCGCCUCCUGCUCCAUCUCUUCCGAGCCCCCCAGGCCUGCUUAUUACCUCAAGCAGCCGGCAAAACUUUCCCUGGAAUAAGAUCAUCUUGUGAUAGACACCUUUUAGCUGCUGCUCACAACAGCAUCGAAGUGGGAGCAGUGUUUGCUGUUUUAAAAGCAAUUAUGAUGCUUGGAGAUGCCAAAAUUGGCAAUAACAGUGUCAGCUCUCUAAAGAAUGAUGACUUCACCAUGAGGGGUUUGCGACGUGAUGGGAAUGCUGAUGAUAUCUGGACUGCCUCACAAACUGCGAAAUCAUGCGGGAGAAGCAUUUCCAUAGAAACCGCCAACUUAAAAGAAUAUGCUAGAUAUGUACUGAGAACUAUUUGUCAACAGGAAUGGGUAGGAGAACAUUGCUUAAAAGAACCUGAAAGAUUGUGCACAGACAAAGAACUAAUAUUGGACCCUGUGCUUUCAAAUAUGCAAGCACAGAAACUACUGCAGCUCAUCUGUUAUCCUCACGGCAUUAAAGAAUGUACUGAGGGGGACAACCUGCAAAGACAGCACAUUAAGCGCAUUCUUCAGAACCUUGAGCAGUGGACACUGAGGCAGUCCUGGCUAGAACUUCAGUUAAUGAUUAAGCAGUGCUUGAAGGACCCAGGCUCUGGUUCGGUGGCUGAAAUGAACAACUUACUGGACAAUAUUGCUAAGGCGACCAUAGAGGUGUUCCAGCAGUCUGCUGACAUGAGCAUCAACUCUUCCAAUUCCGGUACGGGGCUCUUCAACCCGAAUGGGAUCGGAAGCUCCGAUGCAGGAAGCACAAGGCAGAAUGGAAUAAAGACAUUUCUAAGCUCCUCUGAACGCAGGGGUGUGUGGCUGGUGGCCCCGCUCAUUGCCAGGCUGCCAACCUCUGUGCAAGGAAGAGUACUGAAAGCUGCGGGGGAGGAGCUGGAGAAGGGACAGCACUUGGGUUCUUCUUCAAAAAAGGAAAGAGACAGACAAAAACAGAAAAGUAUGUCUCUUUUGAGCCAACAACCAUUCCUCUCACUGGUCCUUACGUGCCUUAAGGGACAAGAUGAACAACGAGAAGGCCUCCUCAUGUCUCUCCAGAAUCAAGUUAAUCAGAUCUUAAGUAAUUGGAGAGAAGAGCGAUACCAACAUGACCUAAAAGCACGGCAGAUGAUGCACGAAGCCUUGCAGCUCCGCCUGAAUUUGGUGGGAGGAAUGUUUGACACAGUGCAGAGGAGCACCCAAUGGACCACAGACUGGGCCCUCCUCCUCCUUCAGAUCAUUACUUCUGGAACCGUUGACAUGCACACUAACAAUGAAUUAUUCACAACAGUUCUUGACAUGCUGGGUGUUUUAAUCAAUGGAACAUUAGCCUCUGAUCUGUCCAACGCAUUGCCAGGGGGAUCUGAAGAGAACAGACGUGCAUACAUGAAUUUAGUAAAGAAACUGAAGAAAGAGCUAGGAGACAAGCGGUCAGAAAGUAUUGAUAAAGUUCAACAGCUGCUGCCUUUGCCAAAACAGACAUGUGAUGUCAUCACUUGUGAGCCUAUGGGUUCCUUGAUCGACACAAAGGGAAACAAAAUUGCUGGGUUCGACUCUAUAGAUAAAAAACAGGGUCUCCAGGUCUCUACGAAGCAGAAGGUGUCCCCCUGGGAUUUGUUUGAGGGUCAGAAGAACCCAGCUCCUCUGUCCUGGGCCUGGUUCGGGACAGUCCGAAUAGACCGGAAGGUGAUCAAGUAUGAGGAGCAGCACCACCUCCUUUUGUACCACACACACCCUAUGCCCAAGCCCCGAAGUUACUACCUCGAGCCGCUGCCCCUGCCUCCCGAGGAGGAAGAGGAAGAGCCCACGUCUCCCAUUUCUCAGGAACCAGAGAGGAAAUCAGCUGAGCUGUCAGAUCAGGGAAAAACCACAACUGAUGAAGAGAAGAAAACAAAGGGAAGGAAGCGCAAGACAAAAUCAAGCUCCAGAGUUGAUGAGUAUUCACAGAGCAACAUAUACCGAGUGCCUCCUAAUUACUCACCCAUCUCCUCCCAGAUGAUGCACCACCCACAGUCUGCCUUGUGGGGCUACAACCUCAUGGGGCAGCCCCAGCAGCCUGGCUUUUUCCUGCAGAGCCCAUCUCUGACUCCAGGUGGCUCUAGACUGGACCCCACAGGCUCCUUUGUCCCUACCAACACCAAGCAAGCCCUGUCGAACAUGCUGCAGCGGCGGUCGGGCGCCCUCAUGCAGCCGCCCUCGUUGCACGCCAUCACGUCACAGCAGCAGCAGCUGGUCCAGAUGAAGCUCCUGCAGCAGCAGCAGCGGCUCCUCCGGCAAGCCCAGGCACGGCCGUGCCAGCAGGGCCAGCCAGGGGACCAGGCUGCUCUGUUUGCUGCACAAGCACGGCCCUCCCCUCAGCUCCCCCAGUAUCCAGGGCUGCAGCAAGCACAGGCCAUGCCCCAAGGCUAUACUAUGUAUGGAACACAGAUGCCUUUGCAGCAGACCCCGCAGCAGCAGGCUGGCAGUGUGGUCCUGUCCCCCAGCUAUAACUCCAGAACCUACCCGGUUGCGCAUUCCAACCCUACACUGAUGGAAAGACUCAGACAGAUGCAGCAGCCGCCCAGUGGCUAUAUUCAGCAACAGGCCUCGCAGUACCUGCAGCCUCUGACUGGCUCCCAGAGACUGAAUCAUCAGUCCCUUCAGCAGAGCCCUCUGAUGGGUGGAGGAGUCGAUGCAGUGCUGACUCCCACACAUCCGAACCUGCCGUCAGUGCCGCUGCCUCAGGACCCUAUGCGGCCCAGACAGCCGCAGGUGCGACAGCAGCAGAGGCUCCUCCAGAUGCAGCAGUCCCAGCAGCCCCCGCAGCCCCAGCCGUCCUCGCAGCCCCAGAGCCAGCCCCUCAGUCUGCAGGCCGUGCAGCCCCAGCAGCCAUUGAAGAACCACCACAAUUUUUUGUAUCAACUUAAUGGACAGAACCAGGGCAUAUGGGCCCUCAUCUGUGCCUGCACUUGCACGACCCUGGAAGUGAGCACCUCCUCAGAGUUUGCGCCCUUGGUGCCCCAGCCCAGCCCAGCCACCCGUGAGAGUAGUGGACCUUUCUCCUCCGUCCAGUGGGAGGCUCAGUCGUGA